Messenger RNA from Scleropages formosus (Asian bonytongue), 2585 nucleotides. RefSeq names its product Ras suppressor protein 1 (gene rsu1). Gene Ontology annotation, molecular function: protein binding. Bases 484 to 1317 code for a protein of 277 amino acids. Gene Ontology annotation, cellular component: cytoplasm. The record is from RefSeq and is a predicted model, not a curated record. NCBI's taxonomy places the organism in Eukaryota, Metazoa, Chordata, Actinopteri, Osteoglossiformes, Osteoglossidae. The transcript is spliced from 9 exons.
AGCGGUUCUGGGGGAAAAAAAAAAAAAAAAAACGUUAUCAACCUUAAAUUUUGCUGCUACAAAUAACUCAUUUACUGAAAAUUAACACUUUAUUCCAUUUUGAAAUUUAAAAAAGUUUGGGAAAGUAUUUCUGGUUGCACUACGGGACGUAUUUAUGGUUGCAACUUCCUGUUAUUCCUACGGCGUAUUUCCAUUGGACAGAAAUUUCAGUCAAUUCUCCCUCCCCCACGAUACUACAGUAAGCCACGGAAUGGUAGCUUCUGAUUGGACGCUGAAAUGCAGCUGUGCUGCCGGGCCGCUGGUGUCCUCGAGCACGCAGGAAGUGUCCUUGUAUGGCUCGCGGGGAGAUUCGCGUCCACUUCCGGUCGAACUGGGUGUGUAACCGAGGGCGGACCGCUGAACUCCUCUGACUUUUUGUAAACAGUUCGGCGGUUUAACCGUGUUCGUCCGACUUUUUGGCGUGUGGUACCUGGGGACGAGAUCAUGUCCAAGUCUUUGAAGAAGAUCGUGGAGGAGAGCAGGGAGAAGAACGUCCCCGAGGUGGACAUGUGUGACCGCGGCAUCUCGAACCUCUUGGACAUCCCUGGAUUGUUCACCCUGUCGCACAUCACCCAGCUGGUUCUGAGUCACAACAAACUGUCGACUAUUCCUCCCAACAUUGCUGACCUGAAGAACUUGGAGGUCCUGAAUGUCUUCAAUAACCAGAUCGAGGAGCUGCCCACCCAGCUCAGCAGCCUGCAGAAGCUCAAGCAUCUCAAUCUGGGGAUGAAUCGGCUGAGCUCCCUCCCACGUGGGUUUGGUUCCCUCCCCGCCCUGGAGGUUCUGGAUCUCACCUAUAACAACCUGAAUGAGUCGUCUCUGCCCGGAAACUUCUUCUAUCUCACCACGCUGCGCGCGCUCUAUCUCAGUGACAACGACUUCGAGAUUCUGCCCCCCGACAUCGGCAAGCUCACCAAGCUGCAGAUCCUGAGCCUGAGGGACAACGACCUUAUCUCCCUGCCCAAAGAGAUUGGGGACCUGGCCCAGCUGAAGGAGCUGCACAUCCAGGGCAACCGGCUGACUGUACUUCCGCCUGAGCUCGGUAACCUGGACCUCACAGGGCCCAAGCAGGUUUUCAAGGCGGAGAAUAACCCCUGGGUGACACCCAUCUAUGACCAGUUCCAGCUGGGCGUGUCCCACGUCUUUGAAUACGUGCGCUCGGAGACCUACAAGUACCUCUACGGCAGGCACAUGCAGGCCAACCCGGCACCCCCCAAGAAGAGCAACGACAAGUCCAAGAAGAUCAGCCGCAAACCCCUGGCGGCCAAGAACAAGUGAAGAAGAGGAGUGAUUUCAUCCCGCCGACAAACCAGGAUUCCUGUGCACGAGCUCUUUCCCUCAGUUAAACGCACAUGUGUUGUAUUUCCACUCCUCGUAUCACACUUGUCCCCCGACCCCUUCCUGGACAACCUGAAGUGCUGACUAGAAACCUUUUAAGAUGUUCUGCUUGGAGUUUCAGCCUACGGGUCACCUGACCACUUGUCCGCUACGCCUGCCCCCCCCCCGGCUGUCAUCUACGAAUUGAGCCUCGUCCCCAGCCUCCUGCUGUCAGUCAGAGCCAGCUGUCUCUGUGGUCGGAGCGCUAUGGUCCCAGAGCCGCGGGGCAGCUGGCGUCGGGAUGGGCUGACCGGCCGCCUGGCCUGGGCCGCCUACUUCUCUGUCUCAAAUCCUGGAGGGGAACAUCACUCAUUGUGUCUUUUUUUUCCUUUUAAUUUUAAAGACAAGUUACAAACUGUUACGAUUCCGGCGUUUCACAGCAUGGAACAACCCAGUGGCCCUUCAGAGAAACACACACACUGUAUUAGUCCAGUGCAUUUCGAGUUACUGUAUACUUUGGAAAAUAUGCCACGUGGAGGUUUUUAUAUAAAUAUAUAUAAUGUAUUGACCAUUGUUUAAAUUGUAUUUGACCAAGUCUUUAUUUUUUCUAUAAAACAUUUAUAACCAUAAGGUAGAGCUGUAGAAUUUUAAAUCUUUAAAAGCAGCUGCAUUAUUACACACCCUGAUGUAAGCAUUACAUUUAAACAUAGAGGUUGUUAAGACAGUGAGGUGGAGUCAAUGUUGACAAAAUGUACCUACAAGUUUAAUGUAUCUUCAGUAUUUAAACAACACAGAAACUUCAUUAUUGAUUUAAUUUUUAAGCAUUUCAUGUGUAUUCAUGCUAAUUGUCCAAAAGUUUGAUUAUGACUAAUGCCAGGGGUGUUAAAAUCCAUUCCUGGAGCGCUGUGUUUUGUACUUUCCCCAGUUUGAAAAAUUAAAUUAUCCCUAUGAUUUCUAUGAUAUUCACUUUAAAUCCUUUCACAGUUCCCUGCCUUCAUUUGCAGAUAUUAAUAAUGAACACUAUAAAUUAAUUGGAGGAAAUUAAACAUGCGGGACUUGGCUGCGGUGAAGCUGCAUUUACACAGUCCUCCAGGAACCAACACUCCUGCGUCACAUAAACAAAUGUUUUUUUUUUUUUUUUUAAAGAAAGCUUUUUGCUUUUAUCUAUUAUGAUUGUGAUGCAUGUAUCGCACCUCAUUUCAUGUACAGGGCAUCUGCGUUUGCCUUUU